AAAAAAAAAAAGCUGGAAAUGCCAAAAAUUUGAUUCCCAUAUCCAUGAGCGGACAACCAAUUAACUAAAGUACUUUUUUUUUUUGGAGGAUAACACGUUUUUACGAAGUGUUUCCGGUUUGGAAUAAAAAUAGCAAACUCACACACACACACAAACACCCAUACCCAUACAUUUAAGGAAAACGACAAAAGGACAAAAGUAAAAAAGACGUCAACAAUUUUAUUAGAGUAAGUCGAGCAGGAAGUAUUAGGUCAGCUGUAACCAAGCCAAAGAAAUAAAGACCAAAACAACGAAGGUUAAGCUAAAAAAAAAACAACAACAAAAAAGGAAAAAAACAAAAAUCUAAAACAAAAGUCAUUACCGUUAGGAGAGGAUGUGAUGAGGCAGAAUUCAAACUAAAGUCCAUGUAAGCAGUUGGAAACCAAACGAAAAGAACUGGCAUUGCUUUGAAAUACCAACAAAACCUGGCGGCCAACAAAAGCCGAGCACAAAGUUAACCACUAAAACGGAAGUUGCGGUCAAGUUCGCUGGAUAGGCUACAACAAGUGUGAUUACAGAAAAUACUGCAAUUUCCCAGGACCUCUGCACCACCUCCUUAAAUAGCAUUCAAAUAACUAUGUCUUUGCCUCUCCAAUGGCCAAUUUCAAGCUGUGUUUUCAAUGUCUGAGUGAAUAAAGUCGGCGUGCAUUUGAAAAGCGGAAUUGCCAAGCAAUCCGUCCUGCGGCUGCUGCUCUCUCGUUUUGCAACUAUGACAGGCCAACAAAUGCAUUUGCCUUGGUGGCCAUUACUUUAUGGCACACUGGAGGUUACCACACAGCAGGUAUUGGCUGCUGUGGCAGCAACAGCAAUUGAAAAUGGCAGACUUCGUUGGCAUCCCAGCUCCAGCCAUAAUUUUACAGCAACAACAGAAGUCGCCGCCAGCAACAGCAUCCCAAGCAGCAAGGCCUCAAAAGUUUCAACAUCAUUCCAGCCAUUUAAUUCUAAUAGCCCAGAAAAACAUGUAGUUUUAUCGCCACUAACACCAAUGCCAUCUUCCGGUGCCAACCACAAUUCCUAUGCCGCCCCGACGAGUGCAGCAAUGUCUUCGAAAGUAUUUCCAGCCACAUCAUCGACAUCAUCAUUACUGGCGUCACCAGCAGCAUCAUCCACAUCCUCGUUAUUGGAACGGAGCAUAAACACAUUUGAGAAUGUCAGUAAUAGAUUUUCACAUUCCCCAGAUGCUUUGGUGGCUGUCACGCCUGGCAUGGCAUUGCUGGGUAAUUUUACAUGGCCAGCCAGCUCCACAAUGCCACUUGGCAGUGGUAACCCCCCGACAUAUGUGAUCUCCAAUAUCUCCAAUAGCAUUGCUGACAUCAGUACCACUAACUCUUCCUCCUCCACCGCCAGCUCCUUCAUGAAUUCCUCCCCAUCCUCCUCCCCCAUUGCCACAAUGAUGAUGAUAUCAACCUCAACUCUGCCACCAUCCGUCGACUCAUAUCUGAUUGGUAUGGCAUGGCCAAAGGCAUUGGUCGUUGCCAUAUUUAUGCUGCUAAUAUUGGUCACUGUGGUCGGCAAUACGCUGGUGAUUUUAUCCGUUUUGACAACACGUCGCCUGCGCACCGUCACAAAUUGUUUUGUCCUUAAUUUGGCCAUAACCGAUUGGCUGGUGGGCACCUGUGUCAUGCCGCCCGCCGUCAUGGUCUACAUUGUGGGAAGUUGGCGUUUUGGUUGGAUUUUGUGCGAUAUAUGGAUAUCAUUGGAUGUGCUACUGUGCACGGCAUCGAUACUGAGUUUAUGUGCCAUUAGUUUGGACAGAUAUUUGGCCGUUACCCAGCCACUGACAUAUUCCAAGAAUCGGCGAACAAAACGUUUGGCUCUUCUGAUGAUAUUUAUCGUUUGGGUGACAGCCCUAUCCAUCACCUGUCCCCCCUAUUUGGGAUGGUAUGAACCUGGACGGCGCGUAGAUGGCAACACUGUCUGUCGCUACAAUCAAAAUAAAGGAUAUGUGGUAUUUUCGGCAAUGGGUUCAUUUUUUAUACCUCUGGCUGUGAUGCUGUAUGUCUAUCUGAAAAUUGGUUAUGUCCUGACAUCCCGUCGUCAAAGGAUUGUUAGAGAUGCGAAUUCCGAACGAACCGCCGACCAUGAUAUCGACUGUGAUAAUUUCCUCUCCGAAUCGGAACAUUUUCAAUGUGGACCCCAGAAGUUCCCCUCUUUCAAAACACGUUGGACCGUAGAGCCUACCACCAAUGGCAGUUCGUCGAACAGCAAACAGAACAGUUUGAAAUGUAGUAAAUGCAACAAAAACUAUGUGCAUCGGGACAGCCUGAAGCAUCAGGCUUCCUUUUAUGAGCUGGUUGAGAUAUCACGCCUAUCAUCGCAAAUACCCUGUACCUCGAUCAAUUGUAAAUAUGGUGAUGGCAGUUGUACACCGGCUAACAGUACGGUGAGUUAUGCUUUGGCCGAGGGUCGGGCAGCCACAUUGCCAAUGCAGCAGCUGCAUUGCAGCGACAGCCGGUCAUCAUUUUCCGAGACAUGUUUGGCCCAUGCCAUGGCCCAGUCGGGGAAAUAUGCCAUGUCAAAUGGUCAGCUGCAGCAGGAGAAACCACAACAGGGAUCAGUGAAUGGUCAUGGUCAACAUCAUCAGCAGCACCACCAUCAUCAUCAUCACCACCACCAUCAUCAUCAUCGGGUACCGAUGAGAGUUUCCACAACGAAACGUGACACGAAAACGGCUAAAACCCUUACCAUGGUUAUGGGCGGUUUCAUUGCCUGUUGGCUGCCAUUCUUUAUCUAUUAUCUGCUGAUACCGUUCCUGCCAGCCUCCUAUGUCUUGGAGUGGCUCAUGUCAUUCCUGACCUGGGUCGGUUGGGUAAACUGUGCCAUCAAUCCGUUCAUCUAUGCCUUUUACAAUCCCGACUUCCGCACAGCCUUUUGGCGUUUAACAUGCAAACGGAUCUGCAAACAAAAGCCACCGCCCAAUCAUGUGGCCAUAUUUCGUGGAUAAAGUUGUUGCCCCACUCCGUCGGUGUGUGUGUGUGGCUGUGUGCUGCACAUAUGGCCUCUGUUUAGCAAAAUACCGGAAAUUUCAACUUGCAAUGGAAAUUUUGAAGAAGGUGCAACAACGGGUAACGGGAAAUGGUCGUUUUGGUUGGACUAAGUUUCCUUCAGAGUUUCGAAGAGCCAACCGACCAACUGGCAAUGUAAUCAAAUUUAAAGCACACACACUCACCGGAAAUAAAGAGAGGAGAGCCAAGUAUCACCAUGACACACUUCCAUAUAUUUUUGUGUGUUUUUGUUGCAGUUUUCCACAAACAAUGCCAAAUGCAUAAAAUAUGAGACACACACACAAGUGAAUGAAAAAUUGCCUCUGUGACCAUAACCUAAAGAACAGCUCCAGACAUGAGAUAUUGAGAUUGGAAAUUCCACAACAUUUAUGUAUAGUUUGAAAUUAGUAUUGAUGCCUGUUUUUGUAUAUUUUGAAUAGUUUUUUUAAGAGUUCUCUUUGAAUAAGUUUUGUAAUCCCUCUCUGUAUUUAUUUGUAGUUAUUGUAAA
Messenger RNA from Musca domestica (house fly), 3531 nucleotides. RefSeq names its product octopamine receptor beta-1R (gene TyrRII). Lineage: Eukaryota; Metazoa; Arthropoda; Insecta; Diptera; Muscidae. Bases 749 to 2983 code for a protein of 744 amino acids. The transcript has 5 exons. Gene Ontology annotation, cellular component: membrane. The record is from RefSeq and is a predicted model, not a curated record. Gene Ontology annotation, biological process: adenylate cyclase-activating adrenergic receptor signaling pathway. Gene Ontology annotation, molecular function: G protein-coupled receptor activity.